AUGUAGUAAUUUGGCAUAUAGCCAUCAACAACUUUUAUUGAUCCGAAAACUAAGUAGCCUUCAUUAUUUGGGUAGGGUAUUAACUUAUUAUAAAAAAUGGAGCCAUCAAACACAUCGAAUUUUUCAAAUGAUUGUGCUACUGAAAAGGAAUCAAAGCAAUUCAAUUGA
Molecule: messenger RNA, 168 nt
Organism: Stylonychia lemnae
Lineage: Eukaryota; Ciliophora; Spirotrichea; Sporadotrichida; Oxytrichidae
Source: the annotation of a GenBank genome assembly